Messenger RNA from Sphaerodactylus townsendi, 3743 nucleotides. RefSeq names its product zinc finger protein 397-like. The transcript has 4 exons. Gene Ontology annotation, biological process: regulation of transcription by RNA polymerase II. Bases 253 to 2142 code for a protein of 629 amino acids. Gene Ontology annotation, molecular function: RNA polymerase II cis-regulatory region sequence-specific DNA binding; DNA-binding transcription factor activity, RNA polymerase II-specific. NCBI's taxonomy places the organism in Eukaryota, Metazoa, Chordata, Lepidosauria, Squamata, Sphaerodactylidae. The record is from RefSeq and is a predicted model, not a curated record.
GAAUAAGGAGUGCGGGGGGAGUCCAGAGAGAAGCUGGAGUCUUCCGCAUGCUUCCGGAGCUUUGCUGUUGCUUUGCUGGGGGAAACAGCACGUGGGAAAGCGGGAAAAGCACUUUCUGAAUUGAGGACAUCUUCUUCUGCUCCGGUAUAGUCCCUGGCUCACCCAGAGAAUUGGCAACUCUGAAGCCUGCCUGAGUCACAGAUAGUGUGGGCAUAACAGGAGCAGAGUUAUUGCCCUCUCCAGCUAGAGAGGAUGGCUGCUGAUCAGGGAGCAACAGAAGCUGAGGUCCCGCAGCUUGAAGCCGUAGUCGAUACUGGCACAAGUCCCAUCAUUAAAAUAGAGGCACCAGAGAUGACAGACCUUGUACCGAGUGACACGACAACAGAAAGUUCCAGAAAGGGUCUCCAUGUUGUUCCUGGAUGGGGCUCUUUUGUCGAGGCUACAUUGUCCAAGGUUGAGACAACUCUGGGAGAAUUUCAGAGCUUGGUGACACCUGACCACAUUAAACAGGAACCAGGUGAGCCCCUGUGGGAAGCCCGGUGGCAGGAAUUCCUGAAGGCGGUCCAGUUGCCACAGGCUAAGUCCUCGGAGGUCAAUCAAGAAUGCGAGACCAAAUCUGAAGAGGCAGCUGACAUCUCUGAGUGCCUGGAAGGGCAGAGAGUGACCAAACUCCUGUUGAGCCACCACAACGGAGCCCUCCGGAUUUCUUCCUCCCCAGGCCUCGGAGCUUGUGGGGAAGCAAAAGAUGAGACCUGUGGAGAGGAGAUUCUUGGUGCUGAGACCCAACGCCAACAGUUCCGGCAGCUGUGCUACCAGGAGGCGAAGGGACCCCGUGAGAUCUGUAGCCAGCUCUGGUAUCUCUGCCAUCGAUGGCUGAAGCCGGAGAAACGCACCAAAGAGCAGAUACUGGAGCUGGUCAUCCUGGAACAGUUCUUAGCCAUCCUGCCAUCAGAGAGUCAGAACUGGGUCCGGGAAGGCAGGCCAGAGACCUGCACUCAGGCCGUGGCCCUGGCUGAGGAUUUCCUGCUGAGGCAACACGAGGCCAGGAGGCCAGAGCAGCAGGUUCUGGGAACAUUUGAGGAAGCAGCAGCAAGCAUCCCUGAAGCAGACCACACAUUGUCAGAAGCUGCGGAGGGACAUCCCUGCCCAGAGAUCAAGCAGGAAAAUGAUGGGGAUGCUGCUUUGCUUGAUGUUGGCUGGGAGGGAAGAAUUGAUGGAGACCCACGUGGAGCACUGCUGGAAAGAAGCAAGCUUCAAGAUACAGAAGAAAAUGUGAGAAAACUUGAUGGACAAGAGAGGCAGCAGAAAAACAAGGCAGAGAAGUGGAAGGAGAAAUCUAGCAUGUCCCCCCCUGCAUUUAAAGUCAAGCAGAGGUUAUAUGAAGGAAAAAGAAGGUAUUUGUGCAGUGUCUGUGGAGACUAUUUCACUUGUAAAUCAAGCCUUAAUAGACACCAGGUAACUCACACAGGGGAGAAUCCACAUCAGUGCCCACACUGUGGGGAGAAAUUCACUCGGAGAGCUAGCCUUAUGGUCCACCUGAGAAUCCACACGGGGGAAAAACCAUGCAAAUGUUUCACGUGUGGGAAAUGUUUCAGUGUAAACUCGACACUUAUCCGGCAUCAAAGGAUCCACACAGGUGAGAAGCCGUACCAGUGCUUUGAUUGUGGGGAAAGCUUCAACCAGCGUUCGAUCCUGAUCUCACACCAGCGGAUCCACACGGGAGAGAAACCGUAUCAGUGCUCAGAUUGCGGAGAAAGCUUUCGGGACAAGUCAAGCCAUGUCAGGCACCAGAGAAUCCACACGGGAGAGAAACCGUACCAGUGCGCAGACUGCGGUGUGAGCUUCCGUGAUAAAUCGAGCCGAAUUAGACAUCAGAGAAUCCACACAGGAGAGAAGCCCUAUAAAUGUCUGGACUGCGGGGAAAGCUUCAGUCAGAGCUCCACCCUCAUUAGACACAGAAGGAUUCACACCAGCGCAGUGGCAUACAAAUGCCCAGAACCUGUGGAAUCCUUAGAAGAUAAAUCUAAUCUUGAAAGUCACCAGGAUAUUCACACAGAAGAGAAAACACACUACUACCAAGACUGUGGUGAACCCAGCAGUCUGGUCCCAAACUUGCUUGAGCAUCAGAAAUUCACACAGUAGAGAAACCGUAACCAUGUUGGGGUGUUGUGGGGUUUUGGGGCCAUGUUGCAGUAGCAUUUGGCCAUAGAGCCCGAAAGCCCCACAACACUCCAGUGAUUCCAGCCAUGAAAGGCUUCGACAGUACAUAGCAACCAUGUUCUCGUUGUAGCAGAGUUUUAGCGUAUGCCUUGCUAAUUACCCAGAAGCACAAGUAUGAGGAAAUGCCUGCCUUCCUGUCCAUAGCUAAUCCUCACCAAGCCCCUUAGCACUGGCAAGGAAGCCCUGUGAUCUACAAAAUACCCUCUACAAAACUGCCAUCUUGGCCAAUGGUUGUGGAAUCACUGGCCAUCCUCACAAUAAAGUUCACUCUACAGUUGAUAGGUAUCCUGGCAGUUUCUGUUUCUUCCUCAAGAGGUGACUCAUGGAAGAUAUUGGGCUGUUUUCUUCUUCCAAACCAUCAUUUCCCCUUUCUGCAGGGCUGAGUUUUGAUCCCUCUCUGUACUACCUCGUAAUACCAGUUACUUGGGAAGCGCUAACAGCAAGUGAAGAUAACUGCCUUUGUUUAAUGUCUGCCAACAUCCCACCCUGCCCACCAAUAUUCAGCAGAUUCCCACAGGCCAGGGUAGAUUAACUCAUAAGACACCUUCUUCUCUUAGCCAUAAUAUGGCCACAAACGCAAAAGUAUGGCCUAUCGAUAGAAAUAAACAGAUGAAUGAAGGCUCAAUAGGCUUCACAAAAUCCAUUAAGAAAGGGGAUAUCGGUACAUGACUCCAGGGAAAAGAACUUUUAUUUGAUUUUAUUUGUAUGUUGCCUUUCCCCUUAACAGGCUCUGGGCUGGUUCUAACAUAUCGCCUUACAAUCAUGACACAUAAAACCAUAAAUGACAAACAGUUAAAAUCUCGUAUGUUGGAUAAAAUCAAUUUACAUUAAAAUAACACAUUAGUAACCCCGACAGCACGAACAGUAGAAGGGAGGAGGCCGUUUGGGUGGUGCAACCAUAGCUGCUUCAACCAUAAACCUGGUGGAACAGCUGUGUUGCAGGCCCUGUGGAAUUUCAUCAAGUCAUGCAGGAUCCCUUUUUUAAAAAUUGUGUGUGUGUGUUCGCGUGUGUGCGCAAAAUGCCAUGAAGUCACAGCUAACUUAUGGUGACUGCCCUUUAACAUAGAGGUUCCAUUUUGUAGUUUUGGCUAAUGGUUUUUAAUUGAGGUGUCCUAAUAAAAAUAAAUUAACUAAAGUGCUUAAACCCAUACCCCGCAUUUGUGUGAAGUUAAAAACACAUUUGUUAAUAAAGAGGUAGCUUGUGAAAAAUAAUUUCUUUGGCAAAGGAAGCAUCUUUCCUUAGUACCUGCAUUCUGAUACCCUUUCAGGUGGGAAGCUAGGAAGAGAAACUGUCACAUUAUGUGCGAAGUUUGUGCUCUUUGCAAACCCCUCUUUUCUCAGGGAUUUAUAUCUUCACUAGUAAAAGAAUCAAGCUCUUCUGAUGUUUGUUGAAUUCAUGCAGUCAUAAUUAUGUAUAAAUUCUGUUUAUAUUCCACAUAAAUUUUGUAGAAGGCACACUUUCCUGUUUUCCUUCAGUACACUGUAUAAUUCUGUUUACAUUGAAUAAAGAGCUUAUUUCUGUA